Molecule: messenger RNA, 6414 nt
Organism: Ochotona curzoniae (black-lipped pika)
Lineage: Eukaryota; Metazoa; Chordata; Mammalia; Lagomorpha; Ochotonidae
Gene: ATAD5
Product: ATPase family AAA domain containing 5
Exons: 23
Coding region: 91-5601 (1836 amino acids)
Cellular component (GO): nucleus
Molecular function (GO): DNA binding; ATP hydrolysis activity; DNA clamp unloader activity
Source: RefSeq, a predicted model, not a curated record
UGUCGCGGCCGAGGCUGAAGCGGACCCCAUGGCCUGGGCACCGGCCCCGCUGGGCCGCGCACGGUGCUAGGGCCGGGGGCAGCGGCGAGCAUGGUGGGCGUCCUGGCCAUGGCGGCGGCGGCGGCUCCCCCUCCGGUGGAGGACUACGAGAUUGAGCCGUGCAAGAAGCGAAAGAAAGACGAUGACAGAUCUUCCUGCAAAACCAUUACAAAAUAUUUAUCUCCAUUAGGGAAGACUGGGGACAGAGUUUUCUCACCUCCAAAAUCUAGUAAUAUUAUGAAUUAUUUUAGAAGGACUCCACCCAGCAGUGAGAGAAGACAUUCCAUGAAGGAGUGCCAGAUAAAGUCUGCGCCAUUGCCCACCGACCUUGGCAAAGAGCAGGGGCUGCCUUUGGAAACACUCUCACAAGUAGAGGUUAAGAAGAAAGGAAGGAGGGUUAAUCUGUCUCAAAAACUCAAUGAUAUUAAAAUGGAAAAUGAAUCUCCAAUUGAAAUUAGUAGUGAUGAGAGCAAAGAAGACUGUAGUUUUAACACCCUUGAGGACUGUAACCCUUCCGUUUUACUGCCGAAGAAAUAUGUCAGUGCACCUGGAGAAUGCAAUCAAGAUAGCAAAAACCAAUCAAGUAUCGGGACCUCCAAGAAACAUGUUAAGAAAGUAAAUCCUAAGAAAGGGGCCGCAAAAAAUGAUGACAAGAGGUUGAGGAAAAGGAGGCUGCGAGAUACAGUAGAUAUGUCUGAAUGUUUGCCCCUGACGGAGGAACAAAAUCUGCUUAAAAAGAAUGAUAGAGACAGUCAACAGAUCAUGCCUUCCCUUGCUAAAGAAAUCAAGAACACUACAAAGGAUGCGGACUUGAGAGAUCAUGUAACUGAAAGAGACCAGUCGCAUGACAAUACAGUAACUGUCUCCUAUGAAGAAUUCCUGAAAAGUCAGUGGGAACAUGAGGUGGAGCAGGUACCAGAUUCUACCGUGUCAAUUUGUGUUCCUUCUGAAAGUGUCGAAGAAAUAGUCAAAAGUAGUGAUGUGAGAGAAAUAGAAAACUGUGACAUUUCUCCACAGGUACGUUUUAAGACAGUUACUGUGCUUGCACAAGUUCACCCUAUCCCCUUAAAAAAAUCAGGAAAAAUACCCCCAAUUUUCUUGAAACAGAAGCGUUCUGAAGUGGAAAAUAGCCUAUCUGAUCCUGAGAAUGAACAGAUGAUCCAGAAAAGGAAAUCAAAUGUUGUCAUACAGGAAGAAGAAUUAGAAUUGGCAGUUUUGGAAGCUGGAACUUCUGACGCUGUGAAACCGAAAUGCACUCCGGAAGAAAGACAGCAGUUCAUGAAGGCAUUCAGGCAGCCCACAUCAGAUGCACUGAAGGAUGGAGUCAAAAAACCCGACAAACAGAAAGAACUCAGUGACAAAUCUUCCGGGGAGGAAGGAAGAGAUGGCAGUGCUAAAAAAAUCGUGGACGGUACUCACACUCAAAUGCUUGCAAGUAACGACUGUGCACAGGCUCGCAAGGAACGCUGUCCUAAGAAAAGUAAAAAGGUCAAGAAAAAGGGAAAGAAGACCUCAGAUAUUGGGGUUCCUCAGGCUGAAAACGCAGAAAUAAAUACUCAACAGCAAGAAGCAAUCUUUUCCUUUAAAAAACCACAACGCCAGAAUAGGCUUAGAAUGAGUUUAAGACGAAAGAAAGCAGGCGUUUUCAGAAGCACCCCAGUUAAGAGUAAAAGACUUGUUUGUGAAAACCCAGCAAGUGAUGACCCUCCACGCAAGAAUUACAAACCAAGAAAGACGAGCACAGCAGUUAAAGAUAAGGUUACUCCUUCUAAAGCCAAGCCUGAGGAGAGCUUGGUGAAUAUUUCCACACCCAAAUCAACCAGAAGAUCUGUAAGACACAGCACGCCCACUAUGGUGACGAUGAGAGGGACCUGUUCCGAAGGGGCCCCUGAGGUCAGUCCAGCUAAGGCGUCCACUCCCAGAGCAGCCAGCUUUGUGGACAGGCACGGCCUCUACACAGCGGAACUGAUAACAGUACCCUCUGACUCAGAGAGCCCCAUCAGGAUGAAGUUCACCAGAAUUACCACUCCCAAAAAGUCUAAGAAGAAAUCUAAAAAAAAAUCCAAGAAAUCAGAAACAACUGAUGAAGAUUUUAUUUCUCCAACGAGAAAGGCAAGCAGCGCUUCAAAAAAUGUAUCCAAAGCAAAGCAACUAAUUGAAAAAGCGAAAGCUUUACACAUCAAUAGAACAAAGGUAGCCGAAGAAGCAGUUGUACCAUUAAGGCGCUCCUCUAGACGUCAGAUGCUUUCUGAAAAGAAAACAUUGUCAAAAUCAGAAGACUCUGUCAUAAUAAUAGAUUCAAGUCUGACUUCUCUAAAGCAUUCAGAAAAAAAUCAGAAGAAACUUCCGAGUUUGAAUGAUGUACUAGGAAAAAAAAUUAACAAGCCUCCUAAAAACAUACCCGGAAAAAUGAAGGUUGCUCCUUUAUUCCUUGCCAGAAAGCCUCAAAAAACAACUGGUCCUGUCCUUGGCUUUGAUGAAAGCAGUCAAGAUACGUCUGAAAAAUCUGAGGAUUGUAACGCACAAUUCAAAGCAAAGCGUGACUUUCUGAUGAGCGGUUUGCCAGAUUUACUGAAACGACAAAUUGCAAAGAAAGCUGCCGCGCUGGAUGUGUACAAUGCAGUGAGUACCAGUUUCCAGAGAGUUGUUCAUGUGCAGCAAAAGGACGAUGGCUGCUGGUUGUGGCAUCUGAAACUGCCCUCUUGUCCGCUCUUAACUACGUUUAAGGAACUGACCACUAAAGUGAGGGAUGUUUCCAAAUGUGUUAUUGCCCUUGGUGAAUUUUCAACUUUGAAUUCAAAUGUGCAAAGUAGUAAAGCUGUGUUUAUGAGAAAAAGGAAGGAUUUUACUGAGGAAGUAAGAAAUCUUUUGUUGGAGGAAAUCAGGUGGUCUAAUCCCGAAUUUUCUUUGAGAAAAUACUUUCCCUUGCUUCUGAAAAAACGAAUUGAGCACCAGGUACUUUCUGAGUGUCAUGGUAAACAAGAAAGUCUACAACUAGAACCGGAUGCCAUUCAAAAAGAAACCAAACGGAAACGAAUUGAAACACAGAAUUAUAAGUCAAAGAGGAAGAAAUCAUGUGAAUACUCAGAAAUUCCAGAAAAGGAAAGUGGGAAGCCAGAAAAGCUUAACAGAAGAAGCACUUCCUGUGGGGUGAAGUCAGGUUCUCCCAGAGAUUCUGGGAUUGAAGACAUGCUUUGGACAGAGAAGUACCAACCUCUGAAUGCCAGUGAACUUGUGGGCAAUGAGUUAGCUAUAAAAAAGUUACAUGGUUGGUUAAAAGACUGGAAAAGAAGAGCUGAAUUGGAAGAAAGGCAAAAUUUGAAGGGAAAAAGAGAAGAGAAACAAGAAGGUAUUGCAGACGUUUCGAGUACCCUGGACUUCCAGGGCAGUUCGGAUGAGGAAGAGGGUCGUCUGUGCAACACUGUUCUGAUAACAGGGCCGACCGGCGUGGGCAAGACCGCCGCAGUGUACGCCUGUGCUCAGGAACUUGGCUUUAAGAUAUUUGAGGUGAAUGCAUCUUCCCAGCGUAGUGGUAGACAAAUUCUGUCUCAACUGAAAGAGGCUACGCAGUCCCAUCAAGUAGACAAGCAAGGGGUAAAUGCACAGAAGCCCUCUUUUUUUAAUACCUACAACAUCGGCAGAUCUCCAAAAAAACUAAACUCCCCUAAGAAGGUUGUUACAUCUCCAAGGAAAGUUCCUCCAUCAUCGCCUAAAAGUAAUGGACUUAAACGAGCACUGCCCCCAAAAACUUUGGCAAACUACUUUAAAGUAUCUUCUAAACCAAAAAAUAAUGAAGAAAUAGGAGCACUUUUGGAAAACAGUAAAGAAAUUGAAGACAGUUUAGAACAGAAGCAGAUUAUUCACAUGAAUUCUACACAAGCACCGACUAGAGGAUUUGGAGCUGAGGAAUCCAACAGAAAAAAUGCAACAUCUCUUAUUCUUUUUGAAGAGGUUGAUGUCAUUUUUGAUGAAGAUGCUGGGUUUUUAAAUGCGAUCAAAACAUUCAUGGCAACAACUAAGCGACCUGUAAUCCUGACUACAAGUGAUCCAACAUUCAGUUUGACGUUCGAUGGUUGUUUUGAAGAAAUCAUUUUUAAUACUCCUUCCUUGCUAAAUGUUGCCAGCUACCUACAAAUGAUCUGCUUAACUGAGAAUGUUAGAACUGAUGUAAAAGACUUAGUAACUUUGUUAACUGCAAACGCUUGUGAUAUUAGAAAAAGUAUCCUUUUCCUACAAUUUUGGAUCAGAAGUGGAGGUGGAAUUUUAGAAGAAAGGCCAUUGUCCUAUUGUCGAGGAAACAGCAGGAAUGUACUCACAGGUUGCUGCAGAGAUGGUCCUGAUGCAAAAAACAUCCUUAAAAAUAUUAAUAAGAAUUGUGUAAUCCUUCCUCAGUGUGACAGCGGCUGUGUUGAGACCUUCUUUGGUCUGAAGAACAUUUUUGCCCCAUCUGAUGGCUUACUCUCGUUUCUGAAGCUCAAAAUCACAACAAAAGACGAAUGGCAUAAACUCACCCAACUUCUCACAGAAUUCCAAAUGCGAAGUGUAGACUUUUUGUAUAGCAAUCUCGAGUUCAUUUUACCAUUACCUGUUAAUAUUUUUCCAGAACUAAAACCUCUCCAUGGCUCCUCAGAAAGUCCCAAUCCCAGCACUGCCACAAACAGUGCAGCCUGUCCUGCUAGGAAAAAUCCCAGAGAACAGCCAGGGAAAAAGAUGCCCAAAAGGAAACAGAAGAAAAAAAUAGUGACUCUGGAUGAUAGUGACCUGUUUGACAGCGACCUAAGCUUUCCUGAGGAAUCUGUGAGUCUGUCCCCCGUGUCCAUUUCCUCCAUCUCGGAAGACAAAGAAAGCGAUCCAGAUGCAAAGAAGCUAGAUGAGUGCUUAGUGUCCAGUGCUGAGUCAGCUCCCCAUCCCCCCACAACACCGGCAGAAAAGCAGCACUCUGCCCUGGUCUCCCGGUGCCUCAGCUGUCUCACCGAGUUCCUGGACAACAUGUCCUUCCUCGACGCCCUUUUAACUGACGUAACAGAGCAAAAGGAGCUUGGUAAAAACGACUUCAGAUGGACCCGUGGGAAGGUUAAAAGUGGGCUCUGCGAUGAGUUUAGCCUCGAGAGCGGGGACAACGGAUGGGCUGCUCGAAGCUCUGCGGAAGUGAAGGCAGCUGCAGAAGCUCUCAGCUUCACCAAGUGUUCCUCUGCUCUUUCCAAAGCCUUGGAAACAAUGGAUUCUUGCAAGAAACUAGGAAGCGAUCCAACCAGUGAUCUUAGUAUUUAUGUUUCACAAAAGCGUGACAGUGUGCACUUCAACCAGUCCGCAGCUAACUUAGACCAUGCACAGAAGAGGAUAGCAGUCGUUAAGAGUGUGUUUUCUAGUCGAUCUCUAGUGAAUCUGGGUAGUAGACAAGCUAGUGUAACCGAAUAUCUGCCAACUCUCCGAAGCAUUUGUAAAACUGAGAAGCUCAAAGAACAAGAAAAAAACAAAAGGAGGUUCCUGCAUUAUUUUGAAGGAAUUCAUCUUGAUAUUCCAAAAGAGACUGUGAAUACCUUGGCAGCUGAUUUCCCUUAAUAGUCUGCGUUAAUUGUGUACAGAUUAUGUGGUCCUUAAGAUAUUUUUGUAUUAUGUUGACUUUUGUGGAAGAAUUUAUUUCUUAAUGUACAUGUAAAACAGACUAUUUGUAUAUUUUUUAUUUGUGUAUAUAUUUAAGAUGAAAAUAUUUGAGUUAAAAAUUGUAUAUACGAUUGUGGUAGCUUUUUCCUGUAAUUUUUGCAUUACCCAACUUUACUUUGAAGGAGCUUUUUUGUGUGUCUAUGGAAAUGAAUUAACUGUUUCUAGAAGGUUGAGUUCACUAAGAUAUUACUAAAGGUGUUUUGAUGAUAAACCAAUUUAUAAUUUCUCCCUGUAACCCUUAAACAUCCUGUCAAAUAUUGGUGCUUUGUCAAACUGUAAAUAUGGUCUUUUAAAAAUUGUUUACACAAUAUGAAAUAUAAAAUUACAUAUUAUGUAUAAUAUGUAUGUAAUUACAUAUUAUAUAUGUAAUUAUAUACACAAGAACAUUUCCUAAGAAAAUUAUGCUUCAAAUUUGGGGGGGAGCGGGGAGGGAAAGCUUGUCCUGAUUAAUUUAUCUGUAGUGUUGUCCUCUGGCAAAUUUUACCAUUGAAUCAUUGGAUCCUGACAAUGUAAGAUCAAGAUUAUAAAUUCGUUUUCAUAGGCCUUUUUCGGCAGCCGUGUGAUAUUGUGUAUAUUUGCCAGCUCAGGUCAUUUGCCUUGUACAUUUGCUUAUAUUGUUAUUUUGUUGAUGUUUAUUUUAUAAAGAUAUUGACAUUAUGUGUUUGUGCAAGAUGCUGUUAAUUAAAGCUGUGACAGGUUUGUUUGUGUUUA